UUUGCGUCUCUUUCCUCGGCCAGUGUGGGAUUAUGGUAGCCUUGGUGUCAGGCAUCAGCCCAGUGGAUCCGAUCGCCAGCUCCUGCCUGCUGUGCUCCGCCUGCCGCUUCUUGCUGAUCAAACCGAAGCAGACGGAAUGUGGCCACCGCUACUGUACCGCCUGCCUGGAGAAUCUGUUCAGGACAGGAAAUGAAGCGGAUUGCUACAUUUGCCAAAAGAAGGUUCUUCGUUCCAAGGUUUACCUGGACAGGGCAGCGGAGAAUGACGCCUACGUCACAAAGAUUCACUGCACGGCUCACUUGGAGGGCUGUGACUGGGUCGGUUCGCUGCGGAACUACCUGCGUACACACCGAGCACAGUGUGGUUUCCAGGUCCUGCCCUGUGCCAAUGUGGCAUUUGGCUGCGAGGCUGUCGGCCCCAGGAAGGACAUGUUGGUUCACGAGACCCAGCAGUGCGAGUGGCGGAUGGAGCGUUGCCCCCGUUGUGAGACGUUCUGCAUCCACAAGCUUCUGGAGGACCACAUGGCAACGUGUGGAAAACAGGAGAGCUGCCCUCUCUGUGGCCAGGCCGACUUGACAAAGACGGAGUUGGAACAACACUGUGACCCCCUCCAUGGCAACUGUCCCAAGGUGAAGGUGGCCUGUCCCUUUAAGGAUGUCGGCUGUCUGGAACAGUUUCACCGGGAGGAUCUGAACGAGCACCUCCGAGUUGCCCAGCAGACUCACCUCCUGCAGGUCCUGUCCCUCGCCACCAGCCUGAGAUCCGAGAGAACCUGCGGCGGGGACGCGCCCCUGGAGCCCGCUGAGAAGGCCGGGAGGAUGCUGACGGCCGAGCCCUCCAGGGAGUUGGACGGCAACGCCGAGCCAGAGCCGGGAGUUGCCGCGGACCGGGGCCUGCAGGCCCUGGAGGGCCGGGCCGACGGCCUGGAGAGGUCGGUGCGCAGCCUGAACGGGGAGCUGGACCGCUACGCCCAGGUGAUCGAGGCACUGCAGCAGAAGUGCCUCCACCUCGAGCAGACCAUUCACGCCCUGCAGAAGAAGCCAGGACUGCGCUCAGCAGAGCUGUCAGCGCAGGCAGGCCUGGCUUUCCCCACCCCGCCCCUCAGCACCAACGGCGUCCUGGUCUGGAAGAUCAAAGACUUUUCCGCGAAGAUGGCGGCAGCCAAGGCAGGACAGCGGCCGUCCUUCUACUCGCCGCACUUCACCACCCACCCUUUCGGCUACCGCCUCUGCUGCCGGGUCUACCCCAACGGCGACGGCGCUGGCAAGGGCAGCCACCUCUCCCUUUUCCUGGCGCUGGUGCGGGGCGACUAUGACGAGGUUCUGCCCUGGCCCUUCCGGCAGAAGGUCACCUUCCUGCUGCUGGACCAGGCCGGCCAGCGGCACCUGCGGGAGUCCUUCUCGCCCGACCCGCUGAGCAGCUCCUUCCAGAAGCCGCGGAGCCACAUGAACGUGGCCAGCGGCUGCCCCACCUUCGCCCGGCACGAGCUCUUCCAGAAGGGGCCCAGCCAGUACCUCAGGAACGACACCAUCUACAUCAAGGUGAUGGUGGAUCCCAUGGGACUGCAGCUGUGAGAUGGUGGGAGAUGGGGAGUGUCCCCAGGUGUGAAAUCAUCUGCCUGAGUGGAAACAACCCUUGAUAUCUCACUCUCCGGUGUGACGGCAUGGAGGGAGCUUUACUCCGCAUUUACUCCCUCUUGGGAACAGGUAACAGGGUAGAGUAGAGGGGACUUCACUCUGGGACAGUGCAGAGGGAGUAUUCCCAUAUAUCUAAUUCAUGCUGCCUCAAACUUGUAUCAUGUAACCGGGCGGUGUAAAGGAAGCUGUGCACCGUAUCUAACAUGUCCCUGCCCUGGGAGUGUGCACUGGGACAUUGUGGAGGGAGAUUUGCCCCGGUGCGACCUGUGUUACCCCUGCGCUGGAGGUAGAGUACUGUGGAAGAGUCAUAGGCACGCUGGAGUGUUUAUAUGGUUUCAGACGGAAUGGCCAUUCACAGAGCCCCAAUCUCAACAUCAUUGAGGCUGUCUGGGAUUACCUGCAGAGACAGCAGUACAGCCAAACUCUGCAGAAGAACUGUGAUAAGAUCUCCAGGAUGCUUGGAGCAACCUACCAGUCAAUUUUCUCUUAAAACUGAUUGACAAUGUACCUGACAAAAUUGAUGCAGUUUUAAAGGCAUCAAAUAUUGAUUUGAUUUAGUUUUUUUUUUAAACCGUUUAGUGCUUUUUGUAGUAAUUUUUUUUGAUAUUUAGAAACUUUUCAAUUCAUUAUUUUUGAGAGCUUCUACUCUUUACAGAUUUUUUUUGCACGUGCCUAAGACUUUUGCACGGUACUGUAAGUAUCAGGCCAGUGUAGAGGGAUCUGUGUAUCAGACGUCUGCUGUCUCAGUCCUUUAGAUAUGUAAUGAGGCAGUGUGAACUUUGCUUUGUGCCUCACCUAUACCGUCCCUAUUUAAGGAAUGUGUAAUGGGACAGUGUAGAGGGAGCUUCACUCUGUAUCUAAUUUAUUUUUAAUAUUAUCAGACUAUUUCCGAAAGCAGUGGCCAUAGUGCAUCUCUGUAGUAGUUUUAAAAAGACUGGGGAUUACGAACAGAGUUUUAAAAUCUGCCUGCCACUCAGAGUCAUACCUCAUUGUAACAGGAAGCAUAUCUUUAGAGAACUUUAUUAGUGAGCUUUUCAGAGGAACGACAGAACAAGGGAUGAGGUUCCACAGUAUCUGCUGUUGGUGUGGGCGUGUCUGAGAUGGGACUGUGUAGAGGGAGCUUUGCGGUGUCGUUAACCUGCAUUGUCACUGUCUGGAAGGCUUUGAUGGGACUGUGUAGAAGGGGGUUUCAUCCACAUCUAACCCUUCCCAUCUCUGCCCUGGGAGCGGCAAAAGGAGAGUGAUUUCUACUCUGUUUCUAAUUCAUGCUGUCCUUGAAUACGUGUAUCAUGACGGCGUAGAAAAUAUAUGCUCUGUACCAUAUGCCUGCCCCGGAACUGUGUGACAGGACAGUGCUGGGACCUAUGCUGUGCUAAGCUAAAUUGAAUGGUGGCAAGGCUGACAAAUGUAAGAUCAGCAUUCAGUUCCUGCCGUUAUCUGUAAAGGGUUUGUACGCUCUCCCUGUGACUGUGUGGGUUCCCCCCCCCAGGAGAUCCAGUUCCCUCCCACGUGCAAAUUCGUACAGUUUAGGGUUCGUGGGCUGCGGGCUUGCUACGAUGGUGCCGGAAGCUUGGCGGAACUUGUGGGCUGCCUGGCACAAUCCUCACGGAUCUGAUUUAUGGACGGCACAGUAGUGUAGCGGUUAACGUUAAAUUAUCAUAGCACCAGGAACCCUGUAAGGAGUUUGUACGUUCUGCCGUGACCGUGUGGGUUUCCUCCGGGUGCUCCAGUUUCCUCCCACAUUCCAAAGUCGAACCGGUUAGUAGAUAAAUUGGUUCCAUGGGUGAGACUGGGUGACAUGAGCUCAUUGGGCCGGAAGGGCCUGUAUUGUGACGUGCCUCUAAGCUAAGCUAAAUUAUCCCUGUCAAGGAAGUACUAUAUCGGACCUAUGCUGUCCGUGCCCAGGGAAUAUUUGACAGGAGCCUAACCUGUGCUGUCCGGAUCAAGAAGGGAAGAUUAAUCUCCCUUUGCGCCACCCACCUCCCCUGCCCCAAAGGGGGAGCGAGACAUGGGGAAGUUUAAUGCUCAGUUUCUCUCUAGACUAUUGGGUAGCCUGAACUCCAGGAGACGGCUGACUCUGGGACUCUGUUUACUGCACUUUAAUCCUAAUGAUAUCAAAUUGUAUUUAUUUAUUUAUUGAUGUGACUAAUUUAUUGACUCUUGGAUUUCUUUGUAAUAUUGCAAGUGCCGCGCUGAAUGUCAUUAAAAG
This is a messenger RNA of Mobula hypostoma (lesser devil ray), 3846 nucleotides long. Its product is annotated as TNF receptor-associated factor 2-like. Gene Ontology annotation, cellular component: cytoplasmic side of plasma membrane. The transcript has 7 exons. Gene Ontology annotation, molecular function: zinc ion binding; tumor necrosis factor receptor binding. The record is from RefSeq and is a predicted model, not a curated record. Gene Ontology annotation, biological process: protein K63-linked ubiquitination; tumor necrosis factor-mediated signaling pathway; regulation of apoptotic process. Bases 33 to 1574 code for a protein of 513 amino acids. Lineage: Eukaryota; Metazoa; Chordata; Chondrichthyes; Myliobatiformes; Myliobatidae.